This is a messenger RNA of Botrytis cinerea B05.10, 1504 nucleotides long. RefSeq lists its product as hypothetical. Gene Ontology annotation, biological process: carbohydrate catabolic process. Bases 102 to 1424 code for a protein of 440 amino acids. Gene Ontology annotation, molecular function: magnesium ion binding; L-rhamnonate dehydratase activity. NCBI's taxonomy places the organism in Eukaryota, Fungi, Ascomycota, Leotiomycetes, Helotiales, Sclerotiniaceae. The record is from RefSeq and is a predicted model, not a curated record. The transcript has 3 exons.
GUAGACAGUAAUACAAUCUUGACUUUUCAAUUGACUCUUCACUUCCAUCUGUUUGUCUUUCUGGUAUAAUCAGCACUGUUAUUCCUCUCUUCUCAAGCACAAUGGCUUCUUCAUCAGCUCGCAGUUUCCCCUCCAUCAAAGCUAUCCGAACUUUUGUUGUGGAUGGCGUUGGAUCCGGAGGAGAUUAUCACAAUGUUAAAGGUGGCCAUUGGCUCAUCGAUACACCCAUUUCCACGCCUAUGUCAAGAUGGGAAAACUACAGGGCUUCAAGAACUAGUUGGGGUAUCAAUGUGCUAGGCUCAUUCUGCGUUGAGAUUGAAGGUUCAGAUGGCACAAUUGGAUUUGCUACAGGAUUUGGAGGUCCACCAGCAUGUUGGUUAGUUCACCAACAUUUCGAAAGAUUCCUUAUCGGUGCCGAUCCAAGAGAUACCAAUCAUCUCUUCGAACAAAUGUACAGAGGUUCAAUGUUUUAUGGUCGAAAGGGUCUUCCAGUUGCUGUCAUCUCAGUUAUUGAUUUGGCGAUUUGGGAUUUACUCGGAAAGAUCAGAGGAGAGCCAGUAUACAAGUUGAUUGGAGGAGCUACAAGGGAUAGGCUAGACUUUUACUGCACAGGACCAGAACCUACUGCCGCAAAGGCCAUGGGUUUCUGGGGUGCUAAAGUUCCAUUGCCAUAUUGUCCAGAAGAGGGUCACAAGGGACUCCAAAAGAACGUUGAAUUCCUCAGAAAGCAUAGAGAAAGUGUGGGCCCUGAUUUCCCACUUAUGGUCGAUUGUUACAUGAGUCUCAACGUUUCUUACACGAUUCAGAUUGCUGCAGCUUGCAAAGAUUUAAAUAUCAAUUGGUGGGAAGAGUGUUUAUCUCCAGAUGACACUGAUGGCUUUGCACAAAUCAAACAAGCUCACCCACAACUCAAGUUCACCACGGGUGAGCAUGAAUACUCGAGAUAUGGAUUUAGAAAACUUAUCGAAGGUCGAAAUCUCGAUAUCAUUCAACCCGAUGUUAUGUGGCUUGGAGGAAUGACGGAGUUGCUCAAAGUUGCAGCAAUGGCGGCCGCUUAUGACAUUCCAGUGGUACCACAUGCAAGUGGACCUUACAGUUAUCAUUUUGUGGUUUCACAAACAAAUUGUCCAUUCCAAGAAUACCUUGCAAACUCACCAGAUGGAAAGAGUGUCCUGCCUGUCUUCGGAGAUUUAUUCUUGGAUGAGCCAAUUCCAGUGAAAGGAUACCUGGACGUUUCACAACUCGACAAGCCAGGUUUUGGUUUAACCCUUAACCCAGCUGCACGACUCAUUCCCGCACAAUACCUCUUAACACCAAACCCAGAGAGACCUCUUGGUCAACCAGCAGUUGAGCAAAAAAAGUCUGAAGGUCAAGGUGUUGUGAAUGGAGUGGUGGAAGGCAUCAAGAACUUGUCAAGUUCAUAGUUUGAAUCGUAGCCAAUUUGUUUUAUUAGCCUUUUAAUUUAUUUAUACAAUACAAUGCAAUGCAAUGUUAUCUAUUUCCA